AUGUGUAAUGAUUUCUCAAAUCUCAUGCAAAGUGAGUUUGAAAUGAGCAUGAUGGGGGAAUUAAGAUAUUUUUUAGGUCUUCAGAUAAAACAGUCAGAAAAUGGUAUUUUUAUUUUUCAAGAAAACUACAUCAAAGAUCUACUGAGAAAAUAUGGAAUGAUGGAUGCAAAAAUAAUAUCCACUCCUAUGCACCCCUCAUCUAGCUUAGAUAAAGAUGAACAAGGAUCAGAUACUUCUGAAAAGGAAUAUCGUGGUAUGAUUGGUUCCUUACUUUAUUUAACUUCUAGUCAUCCUGACAUUGUCUUUUCAGUUGGAUUAUGUGCAAGAUUCCAAAAAAAUCCCAAGGAAUCUCAUUUCUCUGCUGUAAAAUGCAUUUUUAGAUAUCUUGUCGGUACUACUAAUGUUGUUCUUUGGUAUAGAAAAAAUUCAGAUUUUGAUUUAAUAGCGUACUGUGAUGCUGAUUAUGCUGGCGAUAAAGUAGAAAGAAAAAGUAUCAGUGGUGCAUGUCAUAUCCUAGGAGAUGCCCUAACUACAUGGUCAUGCAAAAAGCAAAGUACUAUUGCUUUUUCCACAACAUAA
Vicia villosa (hairy vetch) is the source of this 579-nucleotide messenger RNA. RefSeq lists its product as uncharacterized. The coding region runs from base 1 to 579 and encodes 192 amino acids. The transcript has a single exon. The record is from RefSeq and is a predicted model, not a curated record. NCBI's taxonomy places the organism in Eukaryota, Viridiplantae, Streptophyta, Magnoliopsida, Fabales, Fabaceae.